AUGGAUGAGACUCAAACAGAACGACUAAAAAAAAUAAUAUCGGAAUCACUACGCGAUGAAGCAGCAAGAUCGACGGCUGCAGCUACUAACACAACGACAACCACGGCGAACUCGUCUAAUGCUGGUGUGGCUGUCUCGUUAAAACUAGCAAGUAAAGGAAUUCGAGAGAUGCCAGUGGAGGUCAUUGAAUUAAUUAGUACUUAUGGUAUAGAAAGAUUGGGACUCGAACAAAAUCAUUUAACCAGUAUGCCACGUGAAAUUUGUAAAUUAUCGAGAUUACGGUAUCUUGAUCUUAAUUCUAAUGAGUUCAAAACAUUUCCUGCCGCUCUUUGUGGGAUGCAAAACUUAGAAGUGCUGGAUCUGAGUAAAAAUCAGAUUCGAAAGCUUCCCAAAAAUUUUGGAAAUCUGAUUUCGUUAACGGCACUAAAAAUCUCCAAAAACCAAAUAAGAAAACUCCCUACCUAUAUUGGCGAAAUGAAAAAUCUGCAAUAUUUAAGGGUGGAGCACAAUCCGCUACAAUUUCCGCCGAGAUCGUAUAUUUUGAUGCCAAAAGAAAAAGCUGCGCAACAAAAAUGGUUGAAUAGCUUAAAAGAGUUUUUGAGGCAAUGUCAGAUUGAUCAAAAUGUUGACCGAAAUGAUAUUGAAUUUGAGACGAGCGAUAGCAGCGAAGAUGACGGAAUCGAUAAGAUACCAAGAAAGGCAGGGUCAGUUGAUAACAAUGCUUUUGUGACAAAUGCAUCCACGCGACAACAAGGAGGAAACGGCAACGGGGAAACAUCUAAUAAUUCAUUGAACACUAUCAAUGAGAAUGAGCAAGUGAUACAAAGACACGAACGAAGACGUGGGAAUGGUGUGGGCGGAGUACCCUCAAACCUAAUUCUUGAUUCACCUCGACGUGAUAGAAGCCUAAGCAAUGAUACUUAUGAUCCGGCGAUAAUAGGAUAUCGAUUACGACAUCAUGCCAAAAGUUAUUCACAGGAUUCCAUUAAUUCUUUGAGUAGUCUGAACGAUUGUAUUAAUAGUGGGGAUGGUUAUUUCCAAAAAAUUCGAACUUUAUCUUAUGCAGAAUAUCUUCAGCCAAAUGAUAUUUCAUUAAGAGAAGCGAGUCGAAGUAUUCUAUAUUCAUCAUCUCAAAUACUCAAAGGAAUUAGUCAAUUCACGAGUUUUACUGCCACUGAAAAAUUAUUCACCAAAGAAUUACGUAACGCGACAAAAUUCAAUGAUCAAUUGGUUGUCGCAUUGGAACAAUUUGAUAACGAUUCAAUGACAAAAAGACCUGAUGGGGAAACAUGUGUGAAAUUAUUGAAAUCAUGUCAAUCGAAUGUUUCGGUAUUCCGUAGUUUGAUAAGUGCACUUCAACAUCAGCUACGUAAUAUUACUCAGUUAGCUGAGAAUAUUCGUUAUUCGCGCACUCUACUGUUAACGCUUCAUGGAGCAAUUGCGGAAAUAAAAUUCGCGUGGGAGACAAUUUCACCAUUGUUAAAAGAUUACACGCCUUAUAGCAAUGCAUCCACACCGUAUAGAUUGAGAUCAAUGUCUCGUUCGAAUAGCAAUCCUGGUGUUAACGUGGUUACUGGCAUCCCACCUCCUUAUUCAGCGAGUAUCAUUACCACGUCUAAUCCAUCAACUACUACAACUGCUGUUUCUGUAUCAUCACCUUCAAGUAUUCCGAGUGUGCCCUCGACACCUUAUGCCUCGUCAAUACACGUUUCCAAUUCAUCGAUUUCUUCUGUUUCUACUUCUGCGACUCUUGUUCCCACUAUAAGUUUCAAUGAACAAUUAAUGAACAAAGUAGAAACUUCUAUAUCCUGUUUUGAGCACGUGUUUAAAUACUUGAUGAAAACAGUUGAACAGGCACAGAAUACCACUUUUGAUGAUCAACAACAACCAGAAAUACGAAAUAAAAUCAAAGAUUUGGCAUUACACAUAAAAAAUACCAAAGAGGUGACGAUUCGGCUAAAAAUAUCAUUACAAUCGACCAGAUCUACAUCAACAUCGUCAGUUGAACAUGGCAUACAAGUUAGAUUAUACGAUGAUACAAUGGCGUUUAUACGGAAAACCGUCGAAAUGAUGAGCCUUGUGAAAGACGUGAUGGAAGGAUACCCUAUACUACACGAACAAGAAGUUCGACAUGGGUUGGCACAUGUCAGUAAAUCCAAUAAAGAGUUGACUAAUUUACUAAGUCAGUUAGGUAUAAAUCCACCACACGCAGUUACUUCACAGUCGUUUAAUGAACAUCAUCCGUAUCAACAACAUCAACGAAAUUCGUCGAAUGAAGAAAAUCACCGGAAAAUUAGUAUUAAUGAGGGCACUGUGAUCGUUAAUGGUAAUAUUACCACCGCCGGAGGCGAAUUAGUCAAUGGGGUAGAUACCGCGGUGUCACCUUAUUCUAUAAACGCUGUAGGACAUGUUCAUGAUAAUCAGAAAAAUUUUAAUGAGAAUAAU
Molecule: messenger RNA, 2445 nt
Organism: Ambispora leptoticha
Lineage: Eukaryota; Fungi; Glomeromycota; Glomeromycetes; Archaeosporales; Ambisporaceae
Source: the annotation of a GenBank genome assembly